Rhizophagus irregularis DAOM 181602=DAOM 197198 is the source of this 2296-nucleotide messenger RNA. The record is from RefSeq and is a predicted model, not a curated record. Lineage: Eukaryota; Fungi; Glomeromycota; Glomeromycetes; Glomerales; Glomeraceae.
UAAAUUUAAAUAAUUUAAAUAAACCCGAGUUUCGGAAUAAGGUCAUUUUUCCAAGCUACAAGAAUUAUUAUUUUCUAGCUUUACUUUAAUAAAAUGUCCAAGAAAAAUAUCGCGUUAGAUCGACUGUUAACUAUUCAAAAUCAUAUCAGUAAUCAACCCCAGCAAACGGGUCCUAUCGACUUAGCAAGAGAACGAGAAAAUGCUUCGUUCAAUGUUAAGCAUAUGAAUUGGUUAUUCUGGGGUAGUAAAGAAUUCGCCGAAGCAUUGCAAGAUGCGUUUCUGAUAAUUCAACGCGAUCCGGAACUUCAUUUUUCGGGAGGGCAUCCUUUUGAUUUAACAAGACCCGAAGAGCGCGAAGCCACUAUGAAACAAAUUUUUAGGUAUAUUCAAUUAAAAAAAUCAUUGAAGGAUCCAUUAUUGUUCAAAGCGUUAGGAGUUGCCAUGGGCAUGUAUUCGGAAAGUUUUAAUAUGAAAGUUUACGUGAAUGAUUAUUUGAUGGCACAAUCAUUUAAAUUAUUUGGUACGACCGAACAAUACGAUGCUUAUAUCAAUGAUAUUGUGAAUUGGAAAAUCAUUGGAUGUUUUGCUAUGACUGAGCUUGGUCAUAGCUCUUUUUUGCGUGGAUUAGAAACAACUGCAACAUAUGAUAGAGAGACUGAUGAAUUUAUCAUUCAUUCUCCAACUUUAACGGCUACAAAAAUAUGGAUUGGAAUGGCAGGGCAAACUGCAACACAUACAAUAGCAAUAUGUCAAACAAUAAUUGAUGGAAAGAAAUGUGGAACAAAUUGGUUCAUAGUACAAUUAAGAGAUCAAAAAACAGGAAAAUUAAUGCCAGGAGUAACAGCGGGAGAUGUAGGAGCAAAAUAUGGAAGAAAUGGAAUAGAUAAUGGAUGGAUUCAGUUUUCGCAUGUUCGUAUUCCAAGAACCAAUAUGAUGAUGAAAUGGUCUAAAGUUGAUAAAGGAGGAGAAUACAUUCCUUCGGCAUUUCCUGCCGUAUCAUAUUCCGUAUUAAUUGGAGAAAGACUCAGUGUAUUGUCAGGAGCUAUUUCUACAUGUGGACAAGUACUUACUAUUGCUUGUAGAUAUGGAUGCGUUAGAAGACAAGGAGCUAAUGAAGAACAAAUUAUGGAUUAUCAAUCUCAUUAUGUUAGGUUGAUGCCAUGCGUUGCUAGUACAUACGUUAUAUCAGUAAUAACCCGGAUGAUUAUAAACAAAUGGGAAGGAAUUAUGAAAUUAGCGCAAACAAGUCAAGAAGAAUUUAUUUCAUAUUUGCCCGAUAUUCAUGCAAUAUCCUCAGGAUUAAAAGCAGCAAUUUCAUGGUGGGGAUGUGAAGUCUUAGAAAGAGUUCGCAGAUCUAUGGGAGGUUAUGCUUAUUCUUCUUAUAAUGGUAUUGGUGGAGCUAUUGGAGAUUGGGGUGUUGUUACUACAGGUGGGGGAGAUAAUUUUGUGCUUAUACAACAAAGCGCGAGAUAUCUUUUGGGAUCUUUUAAACAAGUUUCUCAUGGUAAAAAAGUUACUGGAUCGGUAGAAUUUUUGAAUGAUAUACAACAAAUUCGUUCAUCUACAAAAAGUAUUUUAUCAGAUGAAAGACAAUUGUUAAAUUUGGAUUUUACAUUGGACAUGUAUACUUGGCUAUGUUGUAAAAAGGUUGAUGUUCUUGCGGCAAGUUUGGAUUCAUCAACAGAAGGUGAAGAGACAACAUGGAAUGAAAACCAAGUAGAUUUAAUUAAAUUAGGAGAAUUAUAUUCAUAUAGAUUUACAUUAUCAGAGUAUAUUAAGGGUAUUAAAGAAUGUUCAACGAAUAAUGAAUUCAAAGAAUUAAUACCCAUUUUGACUAAAUUAGGAAGUUUAUGGGCUAUACAUUUAAUCAAUGAUUCGUUAUAUUUAUUUUUAGAAGAAGAAUAUUUUAGUAAGGAACAGGUAAAAAUGAUAAAAAAAUGUCAUUUAAAAUUAUGUAAGGAAAUAAGAAAAGAGUGUAUUCCUCUCGUUGAUUCUUGGGGAUUCUCCGAUUUUAUGUUGAAAGCACCUCUAGGAAAAUAUGAUGGCGACGUUUAUACAGCUUAUCUUGAUACUCUUAAAGCGGCACCUAAUUGUAUGGGAAUACCCGACUAUUGGGAAAAAUAUGUUAAAAAUUUUUAACUAAUUCUAAAUAAUUGAUAAACUUGACCUAAUUUUAUUUAAUUAUAAUAUAGAUUUUAUAAAUAAAAUAUUUAAAUAUUUAAAAUUAUUAUUUUUUUUGCUAUGCAUUGCAACGCAACUAUUAAUUUGGCUGAAAUUAAGAUUAGGAGUAGUAGUA